Messenger RNA from Zingiber officinale, 966 nucleotides. Its product is annotated as protein-lysine methyltransferase METTL21D-like. NCBI's taxonomy places the organism in Eukaryota, Viridiplantae, Streptophyta, Magnoliopsida, Zingiberales, Zingiberaceae. The record is from RefSeq and is a predicted model, not a curated record. The transcript has a single exon. Bases 70 to 741 code for a protein of 223 amino acids.
CAAUUUCGCGUCUAGCGUACCAUUGCGGCGACAAACCCCUAAACCGUUUCCACAACGUAUCAGAAUCCGAUGCGGUUCACCGAUUCGCCGGUCGUGGAGCUCCCCGUCGGGGGCGCCGUCCUCACCUUCCAGCAGGACAACGGAUCUAUGCACGUAGGCACCUCCGUCUGGCCUUGCUCCCUCGUCCUCGUCAAGUUCGUCGACCGCUGGCUCCCACGCCCCUCCGCCGCCCCCGAUCCCAACCCAUACGCGGACCUCCUCCGCUUCCCAGGAAAGCGCGCUGUCGAGCUCGGAGCAGGAUGCGGCCCCGCCGGCCUUGGCCUGUUCCUUCUCGGCCUCGACGUCGUCCUCACCGACAUCGCACCCGUCAUGCCUGCCCUCCGUCGUAACCUCAAGCGCAACCGUUCCGCUCUCCCGCGGGCUCCUAAGCACGCCCAACUCUAUUGGAACAACUCGGAACAGAUCAGAGCCCUCCGUCCACCCUUUGACCUUGUGAUCGCUGCCGACGUUGUGUACAUGGAAGACUCUGCUGCUCAGCUAGUCUCCGCCAUGGAGGCGCUCGUCGCGGAUGAUGGAGCCAUUUUGUUGGGGUACCAACUGAGGUCACCGGAGGCGCACCAGGUUUUCUGGGAAUUGUGUCACCGGACCUUCCCGGUGAUUGAAAAAGUACCACAUGAGGAUCUUCAUCCAGAUUACGCCUACGAGGAGACGGAUGUCUACAUAUUUAGAAAGAGGAAGUGAUCAAUGCCCAUAAAAGAAUUGGUUUUGGGAUUACUCCUGGGCUUAGUUACAGGUUUGUUCUUUUUAGUUUUCUUCAAUUUAUAUGCAUGUUGGAGAUUGUUUGUGUCAUGUAUUUAAGCAUUAAUGAAUUAGCUCUUCUAAAUUUAAACUAGCCACAACAAACUUUGUUCUCAAAACAGCAGCAUGUAACUUUCUAAAAUCAAUCGUAUUUCAGACAUAUAUCAA